Messenger RNA from Geodia barretti, 1461 nucleotides. The record is from the annotation of a GenBank genome assembly. Lineage: Eukaryota; Metazoa; Porifera; Demospongiae; Tetractinellida; Geodiidae.
CUUUCCAAUAAAUGCGCACCGCAGGUAACCAAGAGCCAGGAAAGAUGAGUGGAUCGAGGGUCAUUUUCUACUACGACGUUGUGUGCCCGUUCGCCUACAUGGCGAGUCGGCUGGUGGAGGCCAUGGCGCAGCGCACGGGCGCAGAUGUUGUCUGGAGACCUGUCCUUCUUGGUGAGCUCCGACACAGUUCGUCUCUCAGCCUCGCCAUCUCUCUCUUCUCCUACCCUCCACGCGACCUGCAGGCGGUAUGUACGACCUGAUAAAGGCGCCGCAGGGGAAAAGCGGUUCGGCGACACACACAAUGUCUCCUGCAAAACUAAAGAUGCAGGCAGAAGACCUGCGGAGGCAGCUGGCUCGGAGGGGAGUCCCCUACCGAGACCCCACCCACUUCCCCCAGAAGACGGUGUAUGCCAUGAGGAUACUGGCGGGGGUGAAGGACCAGCGGACGAGAAUAGCUCUAUCUCAUGACCUCUACAGAGCUCAUUUCUGUGAGGACAGGAACCUGGGAGACCCGAGUUGUCUGCGUGAGAUAGCCUCUGGUCACGGAGUAGAUGUGGAGGCUCUGGUUCAGUCCACGGCUGCCUCUCAGCAACUGAGACACAACACGACUGAGGUGGUGGAGAGGGGAGGCUUUGGGGUGCCCAGUUUCUACGUCAACGGUCGGUUGUUCUGGGGAACUGACAGGAUGUUUUUUGUCGAGCGAGCACUUGGGAUGAGGGGUGUGGCCCCAGAGAGGUUGACCACGCCUCCUAGCAGUGGAGGGGCUGCAAAACUCUCGUUCUACUUCGACUACUCCAGUCCGUGGGCCUACGUUGGGUUCAUGAGGCUAGGGAGCCUUGUGGAGAGUGUGGCACCUGUUCAGGUGAAUAUUGAGUAUGUUUCAAUCCUACUGGGAGCACUUUUUAAAGAGACCGGAACACCAUCGGUGCCACUCACAACCAUGUCCACCCAGAAGCAGACCUAUUACCAGCAGGACAUGGAGGACUGGUGUGACUUUGCUGGAGUGGAUCUCAACUUCCCCGACGUGUUUCCCAUCAGAUCAGUGCUUCCUCUGAGGGCCACUCUGGCCAGCCAGUGUGACCCUGCCAUCAUACAGACCCUCUAUCUGGCUGCCUGGAGAGACAAUAAGAACAUAGGAGACAGUGACGUGUGCCACCGUGUGCUCCAGGAGGCUGGGUUUGACGCAGACCGCCUUCUCUGCGAUGCCUCCAGCGAGCCCGUCAAGAAACAGCUCUUUGCCAACACAUCCAGGGCGGUGAGUGACGGAGUGUGCGGUACGCCGUCCUACCAGGUCAACAACAGAAAUAUGGUCAUCUGGGGACAAGACAAACAGAGUACAGUGGAAGACCUACUGUGUGGGUGGUCUGACAUAUCCACCGCUGCAAAACUCUGACCUCAAUAUUGAGUGAAUUUUUUUGAUCUUUGAUGUGAUUGGUUGGUUUGUGCGCGCGACAAUGUGUU